Malus domestica (apple) is the source of this 6532-nucleotide messenger RNA. The record is from RefSeq and is a predicted model, not a curated record. Lineage: Eukaryota; Viridiplantae; Streptophyta; Magnoliopsida; Rosales; Rosaceae.
UGUUGGUUUUUCUCAACUGAGAUUAUUCACUGUCUUCUUCGAGUUCAAUAGUUUGCAAGGAAAGAUGGCAGAACUUGUUACUUUUGCUGCCGAGGGGAUACUGACUAGGGUGGCUUCACUAGCCGAGCAAGAAUUCAGUCUCCUCUGGGGAUUCAAAGGAGAAGUCGCACGGCUGCGGCAAUCAUUGUUCAAGAUUCAAGCUAUGCUGCGAGAUGCGGCCCAGCAUUCGCAGAAUCGGGGCGAAGCGGUGCAAAUUUGGGUGAAGAAUCUUGAAGAAGUAGCUCAAGCUGCUGAUCAAGUGCUGGACGAAUACGAAUACGAAGUUCUCCGGCGUCAGGUGGAACUUGAAAACCGAAUGGAGAAAAAGGUGCUCAACUUCUUUUCACACCACAAUCCCAUUGCGUUUCGACACAAUAUGGGACGCAAAAUCAAGAAAAUCAAUGCAUUGUUGGCCAAUCUGAGGGAGGAGGCAACUGGUUUGGGGCUAGUUGACACGAAAACAAUGGAUGCAACGUCUCAUGAUGGUAUAAGAGUACCUGACAACAGGGUAACCGGCUCUGUCUUUGAUCCAGAUGAGAAGUACAUUGUUGGAAGGGAGGAGGCUGUGUCGGAGAUAGCUACAACCCUGAUAAAUUCCCGCAACAAUAAGGAGAAUUCUAUUUCGGUUAUGGCCAUUGUGGGAAUGGGAGGCCUGGGCAAGACAACUUUGGCUAAAUCAGUUUAUCAUCAUCCCGAGAUAGGACGGUUCGAUACAAAAAUAUGGAUAUGUGUAUCUACUCCUUUCAAUGUCACGGCGAUUUUAAGCGGGAUCUUAGAAAAGAUUAAACCGGAAAAGGCUGGGAUUAAGGGUAAAGCGACAAUAUGUGAAAAUCUCCAAGAAGAUUUGAAAGGAAAGCGAUAUCUUCUCGUUCUCGACGAUGUCUGGAAUGAGGAUUCUCAUAAAUGGAAUGAUUUGAUGAGUUGUUUGUCAAGUGUUGAAGAUACCCAAGGAAGCAGCAUCCUUGUCACUACCCGCAGUGCUAGUGUUGCAUCAAUUGUGGAAACACUUUCCAGGCGUGAUUUGGAAAAAUUAUCGGAUGACGAAUGUUGGCGCAUAUUAAAGGAUAGGGCAUUUCGGAAUGGGAGUGCUUCCGUGACCGAAGAUCAAGAGCGAAUGGGAAGGGAAAUCGCCAAAAAAUGUGCAGGUGUACCAUUGGUGGCAAAGGUAUUGGGAGAUAUGAUGCGUCGUAAACCGAGUGGUGAAUGGCAGUCAAUUCAAGAAAGUACAAUAUGGAAUUUGCAAGAAGGAGAAAGUACAAUAAGGAAUUUGCAAGGAGGAGAAAAAACAAUCCUUUCAGUUUUGAAGUUGAGCUUUGUUGAAUUGAGAUCACCAUCUUUGAAACAAUGUUUUGCAUAUUGUUCAAUGUUCGUCAAAGAUGAGAUUAUUAAAAAGGAGGAUUUAAUCCAACUUUGGAUGGCUCAAGGAUUGCUCCAACCUUGUCCCAACAAAAGUAUGGAGGAUGUAGGGAAUGAAUAUUUUAAUAUUCUAUUGGAGAACUCCUUUUUUCAAGAUGUUGAAAUGGAAGAAAAUACUGUUUACAGUUGCAAGAUGCAUGAUCUUGUGCACGAUCUUGCAGAACAUGUGUCAAAAUCAAAGAGCAAGGACUCCGAUGAGAAUCGACAUAUGGCAAAGCUCUCUACCUCGGCACUGCAUGUAAUUCCAAACGGAGAUUUGAAUGGUGAUAAACUUGGUGGCAUCUUCUCAAGAUUUAAAGGUUUGCGCGUCUUAAAAUUACGCGGUGCUGAAAUUAGUGAGUUGCCAAUUUCAAUUAAAAAGUUGAAAUGCUUGAGGUAUCUUGAUGUUUCCAAUACAUGGAUAAAAAAGCUCCCCAAAUCUAUUGGCAAGCUUUAUAAUCUACAGACGUUGAAGAUGCUAUAUGUCACAAGUUUUCCAGAGGAACUGCAAAAUUUGAUCAACUUGAGACAUUUUGAUUUUUCAUUUGAUGCGGAGAGAUAUCCAAUUGGGAUUGGGCGUUUGACUAAUCUCCAAGCUUUACCUUCUUUCAGUGUGGGUAAGGAGAGAGGUCGUGGAAUAGAGGAGUUGGCUGGCUUAAAGCAAUUGAAAGGCCGAUUAUCCAUAUUUAAUCUAGAGCAUGUGAGAGAUGGAGAGGAAGCGAAGAAAGCAAAACUAGCAGAGAAGACAAAUCUGCGUGAAUUAGUCUUUCGAUGGGGAUAUGAGAAAGGGUCAAGCAUUAAUGCUGAGGAUGUACUAGAAGGCCUUGGACCAGCACACCCUGAAUGGGAUGAAGACAGGUCUAUGAUCAACAAUAAUGAUGAGGAUGUACUAGAAGGUCUUCUACCAGCACACCCUGAACUGGAAUAUUUGAAGAUUAUAUACUUUAUGGGUGAGAAGUGGAUGAUGGGGAGUCCCUUUCCUUCAUUAAAAAGAUUACAUAUCUCUGAACCUAAGAAUCUAAUUGAAUGGAAGGAAUCUGCAGAAAACGUUGUGCUCUUUCCAUGCCUCGAGGAGCUGUCUCUGACCUACUGCGAUCAAUUGAGAAGUGCUCCCAGUCAUUUUCCAUCUCUGAAAAAGUUAGAGAUACAUUCCAUGGGUAGCGGCAUGCCAAUAGCAAAUAUAAGCAGCAACCUGACCGCUCUUACUUCUCUCAAAAUAAGAAGUAGAGGGACUUGGUUGUCUGCCAGAAGGGAUGUUUAAAAACAACAAGAAUCUUGCAUAUUUGGAGAUAAAUUAUUGUCCGGAUUUAACCUGUAUUACAACGGAUGAUGUAUUUGGUUGUUGGCUUUCUUUUCAGUCCUUGCAUAUUUCCGGGUGUCAUAAUCUAGAGCGCCUGCCUGAUGGGCUACAACAACUUGUCUCUCUUAAGGAGUUUUUUAUAUCUGAUUGCAAGAGUCUAAACCACAUUCCAGACAUGUACGAGCUCACUUCUCUCCGUGCUUUGUCUAUUUGUGAUUGUAAUGAGUUAUCCAGUCUACAUAAGGGACUUGAAUGCUGCACCUCUCUUCGUGAGUUGACCAUCAGAAAUUGCUCCAAGCUGACGUCCAUUCAAUUUGAACAGGACCAUGCAUUGGAACAGGGCCUCCGAUCUCUCUGUAAAUUGGUUAUUGGCAACUGUCCUGAAUUAUUAAGCCUGCCGAGUGGGUUAGAAUAUUGUACCUCUCUUCAGGAUUUGACAAUAUCUCAUUGUGAAAAGCUAAGAUACACUGAGAUUCACGGCCUCCCACCAUCCCUCCACUCUAUUCCUAGUUUAGAAAACCUCACACACCUCCGUGAGUUGGAGAAGGUUGAUUAUCUUGAGUUAAAAAAACUGCGCAGUGGAUUUAAAAGCCUCACCAGCUUGAAGGAAUUGAUAAUUGGUGGGUUUUGGAAGGAGCUCGAUUCAUUCCCUCCUUUUGAGGUUAUUCCACAACUUGAAUCAUUACAUUUGUAUGGUUGGCCUAAGCUUCGGUCUCUGCCUGAACAAGUUAAACACUUGACUUCUCUAGCUCAUUUGGAAAUAUGGAACUUUAACGGAAUGGAGGCUCUUCCGGAGUGGUUGGAGAACCUUGCAUUUCUUCGAUCCCUACGGAUAAGUAACUGCAGGAAUCUGAAGUGUCUACCUCCAGCUGAAGCUAAGAAAUGCCUCACCAAAUUAGAAGCAAUAUACAUUGUUAAUUGUCCCGUUCUAAAAGAGGGAUACAACAAGGAGAGCGGCUCGGAAUGGCACAAGAUUUCUCAUAUUCCAAAUAUUGAUUUCGAGUAGGGGCGAAUGAUGAGUAACGGCAAUUCCCAAUUGUUUGAAGUUGCAUUGAACCAGAUUCAUGGCGGGUUGGGCUGCUGCAUUUGGACCUCGGAUCAGCUCUCACGCGUGUUGGGCUGGGUUUUGCAUUAAUUCCUCUCAUCUCUCUCUGUCUCAUAUCUGCAAAACAGGCGGGGUUUAGCUGCUCCGAAAAUGCCCGCCAUGAUUUUUUUUACACUAAGUGGAGAUGGCAACCCAGGCAUUGCAACGGGCCCAGGUGUAUCAAUGGUAAGAAAUUGCCGAGUAGAUGAACUACAAACCUCAAAUUCCCUCUAUCCGUAUAUUUGCAGUUGCUUUUCCGUAUAAAUGUUCAAACCCAGGAACAUCUCCGACGCCUGGACCUCGUUGAGUAGUACCGGCCAAAAGCUUGAGGGUUCAGUUCGAGAGCCAUGGCUCCAGCUGGGAAGGCAAUGCCAUUCCACGAACACAACUGAAGCUAUGAAAUGCCUCACCAAAUUAAAAACAAUAGACAUUUGUAAUUGUCCCGUUCUAAAAGAGAGAUGCAACGAGGAGAGCGGCCUGGAAUGGCACAAGAUUUCUCAUAUUCCAAAUAUUGUUCCUGGAGACUGGUGAUGGCUGGGAGUCGGGACAUUGCAUUGAAGCAGAUUGCAGGUAAGCUUCUCUCUUUUGAUUGGAUUCAAUCAGCUUUUCAAUGCGUAUCUAUUAAUUUUACUGUUUUACAUAGGCUUCUGUUUUAUCUUCCUACCAAACAUAAAUCUUAUCAACUUUUUGGAAAAUUUGAAAAAUUUGAUGCCUGAAUAUAUUUUCCAGAAAGUUGUUAAAAUUUAUCAACUACAGUAAUUUUGGGUUGAUUUCACUUUGAUUACGACUAUGCCAUUCAUUUAGAAAUAUACCUCCUAGCCCACGCGUCCAUCAUCAUCACUGCAGUUCAACUUCUUCUCCGCUUUUUCUGUGCUUUUCGAUUCUCUUUCUCGCUGUUCUUAGUUUCCGCUAUUCUCCGCCUCCGCCGUCACCUUCAUUGCCAUGUUCUCCAGGAUGAAAAUAUUUAACAAAAUGAAUUCGGACUACAAAGUUAAUUGAAGCUCUGGAAAGGAUGACAGACUAUUGAAAUCAUUUAUCGGUGGACGAUUUUUACUCCAGUUUAGGUGUAAACAUAUACCAAAACAACAAGGCUAUGGUGAGGGGAAUAAUUGUUUAGGGUUUAUGCUUUGUUUUCAAACACGAAAAAUAUCAGAGUGGGUAGUUUACAUUUUUUUCAUGCAGAUAUAUGACAAAGGAUUGGAUAUUUGAUUGGAAGUGCACAUUCAUUCAUUUGCUCGACGUUUUAUGAUAUUAUGGUGUCAAAAUUGCAAUGCGAUAUCACAAAAAGGGAGCACAGCUUUCGUAUAGAGAGUACAUAUGGGGUCCUACAAUUCCUGUGUUGAGCUUCCAGUGCACAGUUGAGAGACAUGGAAAUGUGAAGAGAUCAAGGUUUAGGAUUUUUGUUUGGCCACCAUUGACGAAGUGAAAGUGAGGCCAAAAGAGAGAAGAGUUGGUUUAGAGAAAAAGAAGUCUCACGCAAGAUUAUGGAACAGGGUUUUUUCACAACUUUUCGUAUCAGGGAAUUUUGGUGCUGUAUUGCGGACUUGGUUUUGUUGUAGACUACAAAGCAACUUUUAGCCAUCAAAAGGAAGUAAUCAAAUUGAUUUUAGGGGCUUAUGAAAGGAGUCUUCAAGACAUUCCAAGAAAAUGUUGAAGCAGGUAGCUCUGUCUUUCUUUUGCAAGAGUAAUAGCUUGGGGAAUUUGGGUACUUCAUGUUCUAGGCAGGUAUUAAGAUGAUACAGUUAGACAAGGAGGGUUAUUGACAAAACUGAAGCUUUCUUUUGAACAGGAUACUGUUUAUCCUUCUUACUACAAGUACUAUAUGUUGUAUGUAACAUGUAACGUCACGAGAAAUUUUACAAGUAGUAAUCAACUUCUGUUACUGUUUUUAUGUUUUAGCUACAAUUGUAGCACCAAUUUUACGUAUGCCUGUGAAAUUGUUUGUCUGACAUGCAGCACGGUGGAAUUGUAAUCUAGUUGCAGGUCCUUGGUGAAAGGAACAUCUUGUAUGCUCACAAGAUGAGAAGUACUAAUUGAGGCAGCUAUGUGAUUUCAAGUGCAUCAGCAUGGUCUUAAUUCGGGUCAGGAAGCGAUUGAAUCAAGUCUCAGAUUUUCAUUGCCAAUGUCACAAUGCACAUGUCAUCCUGGAGACAUUCAAUUGCCGCAGUUUUCCAACGAGCUUGAAGCUUUUCAAUGAUUUUGAUUGUCCUGAAUUUCAAAGGGGCAGUGCAGUUGAUUAAUGAAUGGCCAGGGUUAGCAAUUUUUUCAUUUGGCCAGGAAUCUCUGGAUGUAGAAUGAUGUGCAGAGUGAUGCAUUGUUCAUAUUGUUGGUUGAGAAGGAUGCUGCUUUUAUUCGAUUUUCUGAGGAUCGGUUUUACAACAGAUUUCCAUGUAUUAUCCUGACUGCAGAGGGGCAGCAGGAUGUAGCCACCAGACUCUUUUUAUGGAAGUUGAAGCUGGAAUUGAAGCUAACCGGUGCUGGCUCUUGUGGACAGGGAUCUGCACAGGCUGGAAAUUUUAUCAGUUUACGGCUGUGGUCGAAGAACAUGUCAUAUGACAGUGCGAAUUUGACCACACCAGAUAUAAAAUGGUUGGGGAUACGGCCGAGUGAUUUAGGCAUUAGUUUGUAAAGAUGUAAUAUCUUUUGAAUUGUUUCAGUUGAAAGGAGAAGGAAUGGAAUGAAGUAACAAUGAUUUUGUGACUUUCUUUCCCCCA